GCAAUGAAUUCYGAACAUCAGUAUGUGCAGCUCAGUGAUGGCUACUUCAUUCCUAGGCUGGGCUUUGGCACCUAUAAACUGGAAGAGGUUCCUAAUAGUAAGACAAUAGAGGCCACCAAAAUAGCUAUAGAAGCUGGGUUCUGCCAUAUUGAUUGUGCUUAUGUAUAUCAAGUAGAAGAGGAGGUAGGACUGGCCAUUAGAAGCAAGAUUGCAGAUGGCACUGUGAAGAGAGAAGACAUAUUCUAUACUUCAAAGUUAUGGUCCACUUUUCAUCAUCCCAAUCUGGUCCAAUCUUGUUUGGAACGAUCACUGAAAAAACUUCGUUUUGACUAUGUUGACCUCUACCUUAUUCAUUUCCCAAUAGCAAUGAAGCAAGGAGAAGAGCUUUAUCCAAAAGAUGAAAAUGGAAAAAUAAUAUGUGACUCACUGGAUCUCUGUGCCACAUGGGAGGCCAUGGAGAAGUGCAAGGACGCAGGAUUGGCCAAGUCCAUCGGGGUGUCCAACUUUAACCGCAGGCAGCUGGAGAUGAUCCUGAAUAAACCGGGCCUCAAGUAUAAGCCUGUCUGCAACCAGGGCUUCAGCAUCUCUGUCUUUCCUUCCAGCGUUGAACCGAGCUCCCCAGUUCUCUUGGAUGAUCCAGUUCUUGGUGCCUUGGCAAAAAAGCACAWGCGAUCCCCAGCCCUGAUUGCCCUCCGCUACCAGCUGCAGCGUGGGGUUGUAGUUUUGGUCAAGAGUCUCAAUGAGAAGAGGAUCAAAGAGAACAUUCAGGUAUAG
Messenger RNA from Urocitellus parryii (Arctic ground squirrel), 774 nucleotides. NCBI's taxonomy places the organism in Eukaryota, Metazoa, Chordata, Mammalia, Rodentia, Sciuridae. The record is from RefSeq and is a predicted model, not a curated record.